Vicia villosa (hairy vetch) is the source of this 1630-nucleotide messenger RNA. RefSeq lists its product as uncharacterized. The record is from RefSeq and is a predicted model, not a curated record. Lineage: Eukaryota; Viridiplantae; Streptophyta; Magnoliopsida; Fabales; Fabaceae. The coding region runs from base 250 to 1389 and encodes 379 amino acids. The transcript has 6 exons. Gene Ontology annotation, cellular component: chloroplast.
AAAUCAAAAUGACAGAGAUUUGGAUUGGAAAUGAGAUGAGGUUCCGAAUCAACGGGCCAUACGGCACACAACAAUUCUUCCUUGUUCGAAAAACCAAACAAAAGUAACGUGAAUUUCUUCCUUUCCAUAAUCAUUUCCUCAAUUAAUCACUUAAUUCCCCCUUUCAAUCCCAUUCCACACCUUCUUCAUCAAUUCAAUUAUUAUCAUAAAAAAAUAAAAAUUCAAACUAUAGAAAAUUUUAAACCAGACAUGACCAUGUCCACCACUUUGUUACUAGAACCCUGCCCUUUUCACUUCAAAUGGAAGAACCAAUUCGCUUUUUCAAAUAAUCGCGUUCACAUACCUAACUCAUUCACACCAAUCACAAAACCACUUAACACCAUCAAAUCUCACUUAAACCACCACAAAACCCCGUUCUCAAUAACUUCCAAUUCCAAUCCCAAACCUAAAACCACGUUUGAGUCUCUCGUCACCUCUAUAUGGAACACGCUUCGAAAACCCGCGGUCGCCGCGAUAUUAAUCGGGGUUUUGUUAAUGCUAGAUCCAAACACUGCCUUAGCAGCAUCUGGUGGUAGAAUGGGAGGAAGAUCUUUCUCUUCUUCAUCUUCGUCUUCAUCGAGAAGCUAUUCGGUUCCAUCGCCGAGCCCUGGGUUUUCUUACUCUACUCCGUUUAGUGGUGGGGUUUACUAUGGGCCUGCGGUUGGGGUUGGACUUGGACUUGGUGCUGGUCCUGGGUCCAGUAUCUUUCUUAUAUUUGUGGGUUUUGCAGCUUUUGUUUUGGUUUCUGGGUUUCUUUCUGAUCGUUCUGAGGGGAGUGUGCUUACUGCUACCGGAAAAACCACCGUUCUCAAACUUCAGGUUGGGUUGUUGGGGAUGGGGCGCACACUUCAAAGUGAUCUGAAUAGAAUUGCAGAAGUUGCAGAUACAUCAUCUUCAGAAGGUUUGAGUUACGUUUUGACAGAGACCACAUUAGCUUUGCUUCGGCAUCCUGAUUACUGUAUCUCGGGAUAUUCGUCGGUGGACAUAAAGCGGGGUAUAGAAGAAGGGGAGAAGCGUUUUAAUCAACUUUCAAUUGAAGAGCGAGGAAAGUUUGAUGAAGAGACGCUGGUCAAUGUCAACAACAUAAAGAGGCAAAGCUCAAGAAGCCAGAGAUCUAAUGGGUUCAGCAAUGAAUACAUAGUGAUAACAAUCUUGGCCGCUGCUGAAGGAGAACAUAAACUUCCUAGCAUCAAUGGAAGUGGAAACUUGAAGGAGGCUUUACAAAAACUUGGAUCCAUUCCUUCAAGCAAAUUAUUAGCAGUUGAGGUGUUAUGGACUCCACAAAAUGAGAAUGAUACUCUCUCUGAACGGGAGUUACUUGAAGAUUACCCACUUUUGCGGCCUUUGUAAAUUGCAACGGUAUGCUUGCAUUCUGCUUCCAGGCUUCCACAGUUAUUACCUGAAAUUGGGUUGUGAAUUUUGAUUGCGUAGUUGAGGAUUAUAUGUGAUAAUGGUAAUACUGAAAUGAUAACAUUAAAACCAUUGAUAUUAUCCUGCUACUCAAUCUUCAAGGUCAUUACAGCUGCGGCCAAUAUCAGUAUGACACUGUUUUAUAGUUCACUAUAAAGGUUCUUAAUCAUUAUUUGUAUUA